Molecule: messenger RNA, 3735 nt
Organism: Cydia fagiglandana
Lineage: Eukaryota; Metazoa; Arthropoda; Insecta; Lepidoptera; Tortricidae
Gene: Maf1
Product: repressor of RNA polymerase III transcription MAF1 homolog
Exons: 4
Coding region: 529-1197 (222 amino acids)
Biological process (GO): negative regulation of transcription by RNA polymerase III
Cellular component (GO): nucleus
Molecular function (GO): RNA polymerase III core binding
Source: RefSeq, a predicted model, not a curated record
UCUUGUCUAUACUCGUUUGAUGGCUGCGAAAUCAACAAUUUCUAUUUUCCUUCUUUGUUUGUAAAUUUGUGUAAAAAUUGCUAAGUGUUAAUUGUUUCGUGUAAAUAACUUAAAAUAACAUUACCAGUGAUAUUUUACGACGAUGUCUUCUAUGGAUUUUGAUCUCUAGCACAAAAUAGUGUUUGUUCAGUUUUUGUAGGACAAGUGAAGUGAAGUGGACGCGAUCUUGCUUGACCCAACUCAUAACAAGCUAAAAAUACUUUUGCUUCGUUAUAUAGCGAUUUGUAAACUAAACUUUCUUUUCUUAUUUGUGAUGUACCCGCAUUCCAUCAGCGCUGAAGAAGAACAGAAGACGAAUCUGAUUCCGAGUGUGAAGCUUCUUCAUUCCAAAAGAAAAGGAAUAUUCAUACACCCGUCGGCUAUGUACAGAAGUAGUGCACCCAGCUGCACGAAUAAUUUUACAGUUUCAAUAGCAAGAAGUUUGUGUGGGUAAAGUCUUGUUGCGUAGUUAGUAGAGAAACUGAAAAAAUGAAACUCUUGGAGAGUGGUCGCCUGGAGGCGUUGAGUAGCGCCCUGUCAAUCCUGAACGGUGAUAGCGCUGUUCAGAGCCGCGUAGAGAGCUACAGUUGCAAGAUGGCUGGAACUGAGAAAGCUUUCUACAAACGAUUCACUGCUGAUGGAGAGACCUCCCGUGACCUACAAGCCCUGUCUCCACCUGAAGGGGUCAUGUAUAGUCGGAGCUUGUCUGGGGAUGAGGAUGGUGUGCUGUGCGACACCAUCUCACGGAAGACACUCUUCUAUUUAAUUGCAACACUGAAUUCUGCCUUUCCAGAUUAUGAUUUUUCAAUGGCAAAGAGCAGCGAGUUCAGUGCGGAGCCGUCGCUGAGCUGGGUGCAGGGGGCGGUGGACGGCGCGCUGUCGCCGGUGGGCGGCGCGCGCUGGCGCGGGCUGCGCGCGGCGCUGUGGGCCGCCGUCGACGAGGAAGUGGCGCUGCCCGAGUGCCGCAUCUAUAGCUACAGCCCCGACCUGGCCAGCGACCCCUUUGGCGAGCCCGGCUGCCUCUGGGUCUUCAACUACUUCUUCUACAACAAGAAGCUCAAACGGAUUGUUUUUUUCACUUGCAGAGCUAUGAGCCCAGUUUGCGCGGUCGACUCUGGCGUUGAUUUUGCUAUGGACGAAGAUGAAGAGUAUAAUUAAAUAAUGAUUUUCAAAGUUGUUCAAUGUUAAUAAGUAAGAUGUGCACCUCUUAUAUGUAUAACUCCUACUUUAAAGAUUAACAAUAUUGUUAACGUUACACUUAAUUUUAUCAACACACAUGGGCAAUUAUUUUUGCAAUGGAUGGGGAUCUACACUUAAAAAUGUAUUGCUUAUUUUACUCAUAAGUUAAUUGUAACAAUACAUGAUAACUCUUGAGUUCGUUCUACAUUUUAAGUUGACUUUGGGGAUUCAACGAAAUAUACAAGUAUUUUCGGUGUACAGUCAGUACAGAAGUUGCAAAGCGGGCGAGGUGUUCAAAAUGAUUUUAACGCGACUUUUUUAUUAAGAGAAUAAGAGUGUGUCAAUGUCAUUUUGAACACCUUGCCCGGUUAGCAACUUCUGCUGCUGACUGUACUUUGAAGGUGGAUGAUGGUAAUAUAGUGAGGUAUGGUAUUUUGUAGAGGAGGUUGUAGCGGUAGCUUUAUUUUCUGGAAUCUUCUAUAUAAGUGUCAAAAUUGUAAUGUUUAUAUAAAUGUGAUGUAAGAUUUAAUAUAAGGGCCAAUUAGAUUUAGACACUUGCUAUCGGGCCCGAAGCAUGAGUAUUUUCCCGUUUCACCAAUAUUUUUAAAGAUUUUCUGUUGUUUCGUGAAACGGAUGACUACUCUUGCUCGGGCCCGUUCGCGAGUGUGGAUCUAUACUUGGUCAAGCAGAUCUUGUCAGUAGAAAAAGGCGGCAAAAUUGAAAAAUGUGGGCGCGAAGGGAGAUCGUCUCAUAGAAAAUUUGAAUUUCGCGCCUUUUUCUACUGACAAGAUUUGCUUGACCGUCUAUAAUUGGCCCUAUAGCUUUAUAAUGUUUUUAUUUUAAUUAUACUUUAUCAUUAUCUUAGCAUAUAUAAAUCUGCAAAUGUUUCAGUUUGCCAGUCUUCAUGCGAAUGCGGUUGCCGCGGUGCGAGCGGGACAUCGCUAUGACAUGCAUAGCGUUGUCUCGCCUGCACAUCGAAGUGACGUACGGAAACCGCAUCGGUGUGAUAGCGCGUAACUGUUCUUUUUCAUUGUAACUCCUUUUUUCUGUCCGUGCCAAACGCUAUAAGCCUCGUGAGCCCUAAGACGGUAUUUAGUGACCCCCUAGGGGACCAUCGCGAAUAUGUUGCUAUCGCUCGCUUUGGUGGCCGUCCAUAUGUAUAUUUUUGACGUGUCAAAUUAGAUAGUCCAAGAAUAGGUUGUGGGCUCACGUGGCUUGGAUAAGUACGUACGUUAGAUUUAGAGGCAGCUCAUUUUUUUUGCCUCACUAACAUAUAACUGCAUCCUGCAGGCUUAUUCCUCCUGCUGGCCAGCGAGAGGCGCAUAUUCCUUUCAACUAAAUGCUUUAUCGAAAUAUUUUGAAUAUGUAUAUUUCUAUUAUCUUUUCUCAAGCAUGCACGGAACCUACCGUAGUUUUUCAACUCCCUAAUCAGUAAUUAUGAAAUUAAUAAGUUUGAGUGUUGAUGUCUGCAAUGGAUUUUAUAAAGAUUUGGACAGGAGUUAUAAUUUUCAUUGUUAUUUUCCGUGUAUUUUUCGAGAAAAGCACAACAUACCUCGACAGGACCAGGGAUUGCUUGACUAGGUAUAAUUAGGUAAUUUUCUUCCAGAAUCUUGCACCACCGUUACCUUAAUUUUCGUACUCUUCAAGCAAUUCCCGACUUCCCGGCCGUUGCAAUCAUUGGUUUUGGUUGCCGCAUUUACUAGAGUGGCAUUUCUUUUUCUUCUUUUACAAUUACACUGCUUAAACCUAUUUUGGUUUACAUGUUACUUAGUCACUCUUAAUUCAGAUUUACAGAAAAUUUAUGAAUUUUAGAAGUAAUCAAUUUUAUUUAGGUAUAGUUACAGAUAUUUCUGGUAUAGGGUGUAGACCGUAGAUUUAGGUGUGACAUGUAAAAUAUGAAUAUAAAAGCUGAGUUAAGAUCUCAACGUUUCGUACCAAAAUAUAUAUUUAAUGUCAAAGUUCGGAACAAAUAGGAUAUAACUACUACUUGGAAGUAGUAGGUGCUUACUAUCGUGUCGUUACAGUAUAAUCAAGUUAAAAAUCUCAAAUUAGUGACAACCAAAAAUAAAUUUUAUUGUUUGAGAUUUUAUACUUGACUACAUUUCGGUGUUAAAAACUUAUUUUGGCUUUGGAAUGUGCGUGGUGCUUUAAUUAGAAUUGAUCUAACUUCUACAUCUUGUACAAUAAAUGUGUCCUUAUUUGUACUUUAACAACCCAAAUGUCACGCCUUAAAUCAGUAGAUUGCUGCCAAGUACAAGCUCGUUAAGAAAAAAAAAACAUAUUUGUAAUGGCUUUUGCCUUUAUUCUUAAAAUGACGCAAGAACAUGUUCAUAUUUAUUUCUGUAAAGUGUUUUGUUUUAGUAUGCGAGCGAGACUUGGCUUAUGAACUUGAAGUAUUAGCGUAAUGUGGAAAGCGGAAACCAUAUUUUUAAGUCACUUAGAAAUCCGCCUAUAUUUUAGGGCGUCACUUUCAAUAUUGUUAGCGACAUAAUUACACUGAAUUAUACAUUUUUUUCC